UAACCAUGCGUGUCGUUGUUCUUUUGUGUGUCAUUUCCGGCGUGACUUUCACCUCUGCUGACAUCACCGGUCAACAUCCGGCAUCGGGCACCUGUCUAUGUCUAACCGGAACUAACGUUCACGCUAGAAGCGCGGCCGGACUUAGUGGAUCAAUUGUUGCAACUGUGAGCAAACCAGAAUGUUUCAAAUUCCACGGUGGUAUUCUCACCAAGGACGGCUAUACGUGGUACCAGUUACAACACGUGAAUGGACAUAAUGCAUGGGUUACAGGCACGUUCUUGUCAACAUCGACAGCCUUUUACUGUUUUGGUACCCCAUCUACUUCCGGAUCGGGUAUUUGCACCGAUGCUACAGCCAAGGAGUUUGCUUGUUUACUUUUGUAUUAUGCGAAAGCGGGAAACAUCACAUUGUGGAAGCAACAUCCAUCCGGUGUUCAUGACAACGCUUACUCGUACAAUAACAUCAAUGACGCUUGUCUCGGCCACGCUGCCUCUAGAUCAAAUUACAAUUGCUCAGAAUGCCGAAGCCCUGGUGCUCCUGGGGGACACGUUUGUUUAAGUAAGACCUUACUAUACUAUAUCGUUCUUGUCCAUCAAAAACUUGGCUACAUUCAUGUGAAUGAAAUUGCCGGUGCCUGUCACAGCUGUACAUCAAAACAUUAUCUCGGCCGUGCUGUUGACCUUCACAACCCAUCUGGACAGUCAACUAUGAUGUUAAGUCUGUGCACGUUCUUGGGAGGAUGGGGACAGAAUGAAGGAACUCACGUACAUUGCCAGUUUAAUUCAUAAUUUACAUGUACUCUG
Molecule: messenger RNA, 803 nt
Organism: Ruditapes philippinarum (Manila clam)
Lineage: Eukaryota; Metazoa; Mollusca; Bivalvia; Venerida; Veneridae
Exons: 6
Coding region: 6-788 (260 amino acids)
Source: RefSeq, a predicted model, not a curated record